AAAGAGGGGAAAAUAACCCCCUGUGAAGGUCUUGGAGAAUAGAAAGUGGCGGAGUAAUCCGAAUGUUGGGCUCAAGGCAGGUGUUAUAAUUAGAAGGGUUGUAAAAAGAUUGAAGAGGUGGUGUGUGCAUCUGGUGGACUUGGGAGAGGUGGGACGCUGGGAAGCGGAGAAGGAAGAGGAAAAGAGACUGAUUUUAUUAAGAGAAAAAAAUGAGUGGUCGAGCCAGGAAAGGUGGAAUGGCAAGAGGAAGACCACCAAGGGAAGCCCAGAGUGGUGCACCUGUUGAGGGUCAGCAAUAUGGUACUAGGAGGUCUAGGUAUCGACAAUGGCAGCAAGUUCCAAAACUGGCUCCAGAACCAUCUCCAGAACCGGCUCCAGAACCAUCUCCAGAACCAGGUCCUGUUUCAGCUCCAACCCCAAUUCCAGUUCUAGAAGUGACUCAGGCAGCAACAUUGACUCAGGCACAAGGUGGAGCAGAAACUUUGACUUUGCCACCACCACCAGCAGCAGCAGCUAGGGCAUUAACUUGGUCAGAAAGGGUGGUUCAUUCACUAGGACGGGCUCGGACACCAGCACAGGCUCGGGCACCUAUACGCAUGCUACCACCACCACCAACAACAACUGUAGUAUCAACACCAGCAGCUCGAGCUUCCACACCAGCACCAUCAAGUGAGCUUGUUAGGUAUGCAGAGCCAAGAGGGGCAGAAGGAGGAGCUGAAGAAGGAGCAAGUGCAUUUCCAGAAGAAGAAGGUCAAGUUUCAGCAAGAUCAAAGGAGCCAUCACAGAAGAAACAAUCUAGUAGAAAGAAUUUCCAUGAUGUUGGUGUGAAUACUAGGGAAAAACUACAUCAUUUCAUAGAGUGCAAAAGAGGUACUUCAGGGACAGUAGUCCACUUGAAGACAAAUCAUUUCCGGCUGACAUCUCUUCCCCAGUGGGUACUGUACCAGUACCAUGUUGACUUCAACCCACAGAUGGAUUCCAAAAGACUCCGUUCAGUUUUACUUGACACACACAGACAACUCCUAGGAAAACGUUAUUCUUUUGAUGGUACAAUAUUAUUUUCAUGCCAUAAGCUACAAAAGAAGAUUACUGAAGUAUUUAGUCAGACACACAGUGGAGAGAAUGUGAGGAUAACUAUCACUUUAACAAAUGAACUUCUACCUAAUUCAUCAGCUUGCUUACAGUUUUACAAUAUUAUUUUCAAAAGGCUUUUGAAUGUAAUGAAGCUUGUACAAAUUGGGCGCAAUUUUUAUGACAUUUACAACGGGACAGAAGACUUGAGAGAUUUAGGGUUGAGUAUUUGUCCAGGUUUCAUUACCUCUAUUCUUCAAUACGAGAAUGACAUUAUGCUGUGUACUGAUGUAAUUCAUAAAGUCGUCCGAAAUGAUACUGUCUUAGAUCUCAUAAAGAAAUUUCAGAGAUCUCCAAGAACCACUUCCCGAGAAGCCAUUUGGAAGGAAAUAGCAGGACAAAUUGUUUAUACCAAACACAACAAUAGGACAUACAGAGUUGAUGGCAUUGACUGGAAACAGACUCCACAAAGCACCUUUAAAAAAGAUGGCUCUGAUAUCAGCUUCUUAGACUACUAUAGAAAGCAAUAUGGGACAAGGAUCACAGACUUGGAGCAGCCAGUCCUGGUCAGCUUGCCCAAGCGGAAAAAGGCUGAUGGGACAGAUCCAAGCCCUGCUCUGCUCAUGCCUGAGCUCUGUAACCUCACAGGUCUAACACGCUCAAUGCGAAGGAAUAAUAGGAUCACCAAGGGCAUAGCUAAUUGUACAAGGUUGUCACCUGAAAGAAGACACAGUGAACUCCGAAAACUCAUUGACAAUAUUCACCGAAAUGCUGAUGUCCGGAGAGAGCUUCAGGAAUGGGGUUUAGACUUUGAAAAACAAUCAUUAUCUCUCACUGGAAGAGUUUUGCCAGUACAGAAACUCAAUGAAGGCAGCAGAGGUAUAUCUAUCCAGUGUACAGAGUGGUCAAAAGAAAUCAAAAGAGUACAGUUAAAUAAUCCUAAACCACUGACUAAUUGGCUACUUGUCUUUAAUAAAGAAAAUUCAAGUCAGGCGAAACUCCUACAGAAGGAACUACACUUAACUGCACAUGAGCUAGGCAUAAAAUGGAAGGAUCCUGUUAUAAUAUCAGAUGUACCAUAUGAAAUUAAUACGUAUCUGGAAGUCUUAAAGGAGAAUAUUACAAAACAGACUCAGAUUGUCGUUUGUCUGCUGCCCAAUAAUAAAAAAGAAAAAUAUGAUGCUAUAAAACGUUUCCUAUGUGUAGAUUACCCAGUUCCAAGUCAGUGCAUAGUAGCUGAAACCUUAAACAAACCCCAUAUUCUCCUGGCAGUUGUUAACAAGUUGGUUCUGCAAAUGAAUUGCAAGAUGGGAGGACAUCUUUGGAAAGUUUCUGUCCCUUUCAAAGAUGCUAUGUUCAUUGGUAUUGAUUGUUAUCAUGACAUAUCAUCAGGACAUCAAUCAGCUGCAGGAUUUGUUGCUAGCCUGGAUGCAUCAUUGACUAAGUGGUAUUCUCACUGUGUCCUUCAUAAAGCAGGGCAGGAACUUCUAGAUGGUCUCAGUGGUUUUUUAGAAACGGCAUUGGAAGCCUGGAAGGAGAAUAAUAAACAAUCCAUAUUACCUAAAAUUAUUUUCGUGUAUCGGGAUGGCAUAGGAGAUGGUCAACUUGAAACUAUGGUGAAUUAUGAAGUACCUCAGAUAUUGAAUUGCCUAAAUUCUCUUCCUAAUUAUUCUUACAAACUUGUAAUCAUUGUGGUGAAGAAACGAGUGAAUACCAGAUUUUUUGCAGAGAAUAACGGAAACCUCAUAAAUCCAAAUGCUGGAACAGUCAUUGAUGUGGAGGUUACCAGACCAGAAUGGUAUGACUUCUUUAUCAUAAGUCAGUCUGCAAAGGCAGGUAGUGUGACACCGACACAUUAUAAUGUGGUCUUUGAUAAUACUAACCUGAAACCUGAUCAAAUACAGUGCUUAACUUAUAAGCUGUGCUACAUGUAUUAUAACUGGACUGGUGUAAUUCGAGUUCCAGCUCCAUGCCAAUAUGCCCACAAACUGGCUUUCCUGGUCGGCCAGAAUGUACGUAAAACUCCCAGUAAGGACCUGUCAGAUCGUCUUUAUUUCCUUUGAAUAGCAGACCCUUCAGACUUCAUUCACAGAUGAAAAUUUUCAGAAGAAUCUUGGAAUCAACUUUACAUGAAAUACAGAACAGGAAGAUUCUUGCAGGAGAGUUGGAUUUUCUUUAUACUUAUGGGUAAACACUAUUUGAAGAGCUGCUGGCUCAAGUGAGAAUUCUUUUGGGAAAAUAAGAGAACUACAAAGAAGAACCAUCCUCAAGUAAGAGAGGUAGCCAUUAUGGAGAAUGGGACCCAUAGAGACUGGUAGACAGGGAAAAUUAAUUUUGUUGUGAUUUAAUGAUGAUUCACAUCUAAGAUUGUGAUGUAGAUUCAAGAUAGCAACAUUUUGCUGUUAAUGUAAUAUUAACAGAGGAUAGUCUAAAUUUGUUUACUUAAAUGUUUCAUUUUGCAUGUUUUAUUUAAAAGUACAUGUGUUGUUUUCUAUGAAUUCAGAGGGUAAAUACUUAGUUUAGGACCUUUAUGUGUCCUUAGUCAUUGUUGAAGUUCAUGUCUGAGUCCUAUAUUUCUUUUGUCAUUUAACCUAAGGAAUAGCUUUAUAAACAUUGUUGUUGUUUGUUUUGGGGAAAAAAAAAUAGGGAUAAUCUAAUCU
Molecule: messenger RNA, 3731 nt
Organism: Sarcophilus harrisii (Tasmanian devil)
Lineage: Eukaryota; Metazoa; Chordata; Mammalia; Dasyuromorphia; Dasyuridae
Product: piwi-like protein 1
Exons: 21
Coding region: 210-3134 (974 amino acids)
Biological process (GO): regulatory ncRNA-mediated gene silencing
Cellular component (GO): P granule
Molecular function (GO): piRNA binding; protein binding
Source: RefSeq, a predicted model, not a curated record